Molecule: messenger RNA, 3513 nt
Organism: Notechis scutatus (mainland tiger snake)
Lineage: Eukaryota; Metazoa; Chordata; Lepidosauria; Squamata; Elapidae
Gene: ARL15
Product: ARF like GTPase 15
Molecular function (GO): GTP binding; GTPase activity
Source: RefSeq, a predicted model, not a curated record
AAGCUGCCUGUUCCUGAAACCUCAGGGGCGCUGCAGCGGGUGGCGAGCGUCUCUCUGUCCUGCCGCUCAGCCGCCUCUUCCGUCUGGCUGCGGGAGGGCGCUUGGCGGCGGCGGGGGGCGGCGGUGGUAGCGCGAGGAGCUCCGGCGGACAGAGGGCAGCGCCAGGCGACAAGCCCGCUAAUCUUUCGCGCGCGUCCAGCCGGCGAGGUGGAGAGCCUGGCGCCCGAGACGAGCCAGGCAACCCAGCAGAGAGCGAGCAGCUCCAUUCCUCUCCAAGCGCUCGGGGAUUUGCGAUUCCUCCCAUCCUUGCAGGGCGGCGAGACGGCAGGGCUCGCCAGCACCGGGGGCUGUGGGUCGCUCUUCGGACGUUUGCAGCCUGGGUGUGAAGCAGGCUGCUCUUGGCAAACCCACCCACCCCCGCGCCCAAAUCUAGUUACCCCAGUUCAUGGAUUAUCUGAAAAUGUCUGAAUGUAUCCAGCUUUCAUUUGCUGUUUGUAGAAUUGGCAUUUACACGUGUUUUCGAGCCCUUUGCUGCAAAGGACCUCCACCUCCACGACCAGAGUAUGACUUGGUUUGCAUAGGUCUCAGUGGCUCUGGCAAGACAAGCCUGUUGUCCCAGCUCUGCAGUGAAAAUAGAGAAAAUAUAGUGUCAACUACAGGUUUUAGCAUAAAAGCAGUGCCAUUCCAGAAUGCAAUAUUGAAUGUAAAAGAACUUGGAGGGGCUGACAAUAUCAGAAAAUACUGGAGUCGUUACUAUCAAGGAUCUCAAGGAGUAAUAUUUGUAUUAGACAGUGCUUCUUCAGAAGAUGAUUUAGAAAUUGCUAGGAAUGAACUGCAUUCUGCACUGCAGCAUCCACAAUUAUGCACUUUGCCAUUUUUAAUAUUGGCCAAUCAUCAAGACAAGCCAGCUGCUCGUUCAGUACAAGAGAUCAAAAAAUAUUUGGAACUUGAACCACUUGCACGAGGGAAACGUUGGAUACUUAAACCCUGUUCCUUGGAUGACAUGGAGUCAGUAAAAGACAGCUUUGGCUUUCUGAUAAAUUUACUAGAAGACAGAGAUCUUGAGCCUUCAAGGAUGUGAAGAAAACAAGGAUGGUUCUCAGAUAACAUUGUACCUGUUUGUCUUUCUUUCAGCUGAAUUAUGGUUUGGUAUACAGAAGGAUGUGUUAGAGCUUGCAAUAAAUAUAUUUUUGCAUUUAAUCCCAGAAAGUCUGUUUAUAAAUUCUGUGAAUCAGAUUUAUGAUUAUUUUCAGUAAUGGCGCCUGUACUACUGAAUCGUGAAUUCUUAUUAUUUACCAACAAAUCAGUUCGCUGUAUAAGAGUUUCCUGAAUUGUAGUAGCCAUAAUGCAGAAUUUUGCUGUAUGGGCAACGUUUAAACAUUUAAAUCCAGCUGUAAAGGGAGACCCAAAGUUUUGUGGAAACUAUAGUAGUUGAGAACCAGAGUACGUUUUGAAACCAAGGAGUUCAUUUUGAUGCAAAGAACAGCAGUCUUGUCAAAGAAUGUACCUUAUCCCCACUUUUUAACAAUUACAAAUUGAUUUUUUUUAAAAAAAAUCCAAACCAUUACUUUAAUAGGAAGCGUGGCAAAAACCUCAUUCAUCAUACAAUGAAAAUAUAAGUAUUUUGUUAGGAUUUGGAAGCCUCAAGUGCAAAUUGCCUUUGUAAAUUACAAAUUUUUUGAUUGUAUAAAAUGAUGAUGAAAUGGAGGCUCCCUUGUAGUUAAAAACAAGAAACAAGAAUAGAAUAGAAUAACAGAGUUGGGAGGGACCUUGGAGGUCUUCUAGUCUAACCCCCUGCUUAGGCAGGAAGCCCUAUACCAUUUCAGACAAAUGGUUAUCCAAUCUCUUCUUAAUAAGUAAGUUUGAAUAAUCACUGGAUGUAUUAUUCUUCAUGACUAGAAUUCCUAGCCCUUGGAAUCAUUAAAAAAAUUCAGUGUUUCUGAAUUAUAUUCAAAAGUCUACUGUCUAUAUUUUUUAAAUACCCCUAUUUUCAGGGGCUUAGAGUUCUUUUAAAUUUUAUUCCAGACUGAAUAUUGUAAAAAAAAAAAAGCUUUUCUUCCUGAGAAUAGAAAAUUUUGUUGUUUGUUAUACAUGAUAACACUCCAUCAUGAGUCCCAAGAAUGUAUUCAUCUUGCAGUUUUGCUUAUUUUGAAAGAUUGCUUCAAAAGUUAAAACCACCUUGUUCAUAAUACAGCACUGAAUUGCUCAUAAGUUGAAUUUGUAUAUUAAAUAUUAGAAUCCUUGAUCAAAACUAGAGUGGAACAGGUCUUAAGACAUGGCAGCGUUUGGUUUUGUUUCCUCAUUUUUGGCUUGAUUUUUCUUUAAUUUUAAGACAGUUGAAGAAAUAAAACACUUGCAAAGAAUGCCAUAUUUUACAUAAUUUAACACUUGUACAUGAUUGAGAGGUAAAAGUGAUUUGUUCUAUAAAUCUCUGUAUUAAAAACACCCCACCCCUGGGAAACAGCCAGUUUUUCUUUUGAUUAUUUCUGAUGCCACAUGUAUACAAUUAUAUGUAUAUAAUAGUAAUGGUGAGAUUACCAAAUAUAGACAUUAAAAUAGACCAAAACCUAAAAAUUCUAAUGCUAAUUGAUUUUUUGACAUCACCACUUUUUCCAUCCUGCAAUGCCAUUUCUAUAGUGAUAGGCAUUUUGAAUUAUACAGAGUAAUGCUUAUUUGGAAAGCAUGUGACAGUAUACAAAUGAAAUAAAUAUGUUCUUUCAAUUCAUGUUUUAUAAUUCUCUAGAUCCAUAACAAGAAACUAAGUUCAGUUGAUAAGAAUAUGAUAAUUUUCAUUGACUCAAAUCAUUCUUCAUUUACACUGGCAAAAAAAAUCCCCAUUUAUAUAAAUAUGAUUAAAAUAAUUUAAGAAGAAACAAUGGAGCUAAUUCUGUAACAGUAAUUAGGCCCUAUUUGUGACUUUAAAGCAAUGCCAUGACCAACAGGUGAGAGACAAACAAUUUUGCCACCUCUAGGCAUGAAUUUACCCCGAAUCUAGUUAAAAACUGAUAAAAGAAAGUUAUUUAGGAGUAAAAAACAUAUUUAGCCCUUUUGUAAUACAAAUUAUAGACUAUGAUUCUAUUCCUAACUAUAACAAGUAGUAAGUAAUGUAUUCUGUGGAGUUUUCUUACUAUUUACAUAUAUACAGUCCACCUGCAGAAUUUUUAUGAAAAUAAAUUUUACAAAAAAAGUUAUUAUUUCUCUAAGAAUUUCCAACAGAAAUGUUUGACUUCUGUUCUACUUGAUAAAAUCUGCUACAUGACUUCAGAUCAGCCCUUUCAUUUUUAAUGUCUGUUGGAUUCCAUUUUGAAGUUGCAGUUAAUUUUUUGUAUUCCUAAACACCUCACAUUUCUUAAAAAAAUAUAUAAAAAAGCAUGACCUGAUUAAAGUGUUCUUGAAAGUAUAUUAACCAGUAAGCAGUUUUUACCUUGCUCUAUUCUCUCCCCACUCCCAAAUCUGGCAUUCCAUUAUAAAUGACAUAAAAUUCCCUUUCCAUAUUCUAGCUCACAUGGCUGA